Molecule: messenger RNA, 3525 nt
Organism: Styela clava
Lineage: Eukaryota; Metazoa; Chordata; Ascidiacea; Stolidobranchia; Styelidae
Source: RefSeq, a predicted model, not a curated record
CCGGUUGAUGUGGCAUGUCUGCGACGUGGAUUGUUUGGUUCUUGGACUUCGUUGGUGCUUUAGGUUUUGUUUGUUUUUAAUGUGAAUUUUGGAACGAACUAGGAAUUUUCGUCGGAUGUUCUUUUGCGGAUAGCGGGGAAAUAAUAAAUAAAAGUUAAGAUGGGUCGUUCAGGAUUCCUUCGAAUGUCUCUUGAUAAGCAAGACACUUUGCUGAAGAUGAUGGUACUGGCAGUAUGUUGUAUUUUAUCAUUUUCUGUCAGACUGUUCUCUGUUCUUCGUUUUGAGUCUGUUAUUCACGAAUUUGAUCCGUACUUCAACUAUCGAACAACAAGGUAUUUGACAGAAGAAGGUUUCUACAAGUUCCAUAACUGGUUUGACGAUACGGCCUGGUAUCCUCUUGGAAGGAUUAUCGGUGGAACCAUAUAUCCUGGUCUUAUGGUGACAUCAGCUGCCCUUUAUCACGCUCUGAAUUUCUUCCAUAUCACGAUUGAUAUCAGAAACGUGUGUGUGUUUCUGGCACCUCUCUUCUCAUCUUUCACCACCAUAGUAACUUACCAUCUCACGAAGGAACUUGCAAACCCAGGGGCUGGGUUGGCCGCAGCUGCUUUUGUCUCGGUAGUUCCGGGUUAUAUCUCAAGAUCUGUAGCAGGUUCUUAUGAUAAUGAAGGAAUUGCUAUAUUCUGUAUGUUGUUCACUUAUUUCCUCUGGAUAAAAGCAGUCAAGACUGGAAGCGUGUUCUGGGGAAUCUUGUGCUCUCUUGCAUAUUUUUACAUGGUAUCGUCGUGGGGAGGCUACGUUUUCCUGAUCAACUUGAUACCCAUCCAUGUGUUGGUUUGUAUAAUAACUGGAAGGUUUUCUCAUCGAAUGUAUGUUGCUUAUACAACUGUGUAUUGUGUCGGAACUAUUCUGUCAAUGCAAAUCUCAUUCGUAGGGUUUAUGCCCGUACAAACAUCUGAACACAUGGGGGCAUUGGGAGUCUUUGGAUUAUGUCAGAUCGUAGCAUUCGUAACGUACGUCCGCAGCAGGCUUUCAACAGCACAAUUUGAAGUCUUAUGGCGAUUCAUGGUUUAUUUGAUCGGUACUGUUGUAGCUGGCAUUGUUGCUUUCUUGACAUUGGCAGGCAAAGUUGCUCCCUGGACCGGCAGGUUCUACUCCCUCCUGGAUCCAAGUUACGCGAAGAAUAAUAUUCCAAUCAUUGCAUCAGUCUCUGAACAUCAACCGACAGCCUGGUCUUCCUUCUACUUUGAUUUACAAUUGCUGGUAUUUUUCUUCCCCGUUGGAUUGUACGUUUGCUUCAAGAAAUUGACAGAUCACAAUAUUUUCAUCAUCAUGUAUGGAAUAACAAGCAUGUACUUUGCUGCUGUCAUGGUUCGUCUUAUGUUAGUUCUGGCACCAGUGAUGUGUAUUCUUGCUGGUAUUGGAGCCAAUCAUAUUUUAUGUGCCUACAUGAAAAAUCUUGAUUCUGUGCAAGCAAAGGAGAAGAAAGCUAAGAAGCCAGAUUCUACUUAUCCUAUCAAGAAUGAGAUUGCAACUGGCGUAGUCUUCAUGAUGACAUUAUUCCUAUCAAUGUACGCAUUGCACUCGGUGUGGGUGACAUCUGAAGCCUACUCUUCCCCGUCUAUUGUACUUUCUGCAAAAGGUCAUGACGGGGGUCGUGUGAUAUUUGAUGACUUCCGAGAAGCUUAUUACUGGCUGAGACAUAACACUCCUGAGGAUGCAAAAGUGAUGUCAUGGUGGGAUUAUGGAUACCAGAUAACAGCGAUGGCGAACCGGACAAUUCUUGUUGAUAAUAACACAUGGAAUAACACACAUAUAUCAAGAGUAGGACAGGCUAUGGCAUCCACAGAGGAACAUGCCUAUGAAAUCAUGAGAGAGUUGGAUGUGAAUUACGUGCUGGUUAUAUUUGGUGGAUUGACUGGAUACUCUUCUGAUGAUAUCAAUAAAUUCUUGUGGAUGGUUCGUAUUGGGGGUUCAACAGAUCGUGGGGCUCACAUAAAGGAAUCUGAUUACUACACCCCUACAGGUGAAUUCCGUGUUGAUUCUGAAGGAUCUCCUACUCUCCUCAACUGCUUGAUGUACAAGAUGUGUUAUUACAGAUUUGGACAAGUCUAUACAGAGCAGAGCAAACCAACUGGUUACGACAGGGUGAGAAAUGCAGAGAUUGGCAACAAGGAUUUUGAACUUGACGUUUUAGAAGAAGCAUAUACUACAGAACAUUGGAUUGUCAGAAUAUAUAAGGUUAAAGAUCUUGAAAAUAGAGGCAACAGUAGAACAUAAUACAGUCACAUGAAGCAGCACUUUUUUGAAGCAUGAAUAACGAAUCAAAUUUCUUCCAACUGAGAAAAACAUUUAAUUUCAAACAUAAAAGAUUAGUUUACAUUCUAUAUCACGGCAAGAGUGUUUUUGAGCAUAUACAGCAGCAUGUAUGUAAUAUCAUUCGGAAUUAUUUUUUAAGAUACUUGAUAGGCCUGGUUUGAUUAGGGCAAAUGUUUUCAUUUAGAGUCUUUAUUAUUAGUAUACAUAAGGCUACAUUGGGUAAUUUCCUAUUUUGUGAAAUACCGGCCUUUUAUGUGCUUACUUUAAUUGGGGGAUAAACUGUUUUUUGAUUUUUAUAUUCAAGUGAAAAAAUGAUUAUAAAUUGAAGCAACUGUUUUUUUUUCUGGUGCCUUUUUUCCUAACCCCAUUCCCCAUCAGACCUAAUAACUUAUUAUAUAAUUUGAUGUGAAAAGUUGGACAAUUUUUUGCAUAUAAAUUCGAUGUCAUCUCAACAAAAUAUUCAUUAACUAGAUAAUUUAUUUUAUCUUGUUAAGAAAAAUUAUAACACACUUGUCAGGAAUAAGCAAAGUUGCCAAAAUUUCAAUCGUUUAAGAAUUUAAAUAGUUUAAAGGAGAGAUAUGAAAGCCCUACUUGAGAAAUCUCCCAUUGUGACAUAGAAUAUAAGUGAUAUGUUAUUUGUUUUGUCGAAAGCAUUCCUAAAAAUCUUUUCAGCUCCCUUCAUUUACCAUUUCAUAAAUGUAGCAAAAAAAUCUGAAGCAAAUUCUGUUAUGGAAGCAACCUUAAAAGUUUCAUUUAUUAUUUUUUAAGUUCAAAAGGUCAAUAAUUACCAUUUAUUAUUUAACAGUUUCAACAACCAACAUUUUUUUGCAGUGUUUGGUAUAAGUCCAAGUAUUUCUGGGUUCAAAUCUUAGGCUUUCUAUAAGUCUCGCGAGUGUGACGUCUGAGUUAUGUCUCUCCAACACUGGUAGUUAGUCUUUUGACUAGGUCUUGGAAUUUUGAAAUCAUUUUUCUCUGGGGUUGAAUUUUUUGUGUUUUCUCUUGUGGGGAAAAGAAUCCCUAUAGGACGGUGUCUCUAUAUUUAGUAAUUACUUGAUUAUGUGUAUGCUCGGUUGGAAGUGUUUCAAAUUUAAGAUAUUUUCACACUCUGUUAUAUCUUCUAUGCCGAUGAACUCUCCUUUGUGCUGUAUUGUUGUAAAAUUAUGAGAAAGUUUUGCAAAUGUUCCUAAAUAAAAUCAAAGAUUCCUGUUU